AUGACAACAAAAAUAAUAACACAAACACAAGUACAGACACAAACACCAAUAAAACCACCAAGAUUAAUUGAUUUAAGUGUAUCAUGUUGUUCAUCAGAGAGUGAAUAUAAUAAAUCAUCAAAUGUUUUAUUGGAUGAUACAUAUAGAAUAUGGCAAACUAAAGAUAAAACAGGUAAAGCAUUUAUAGAUUUACAAUUUCCAACACCAAGUUUAAUUCAUCAAAUUGAUAUUACAAAUGCAGGAUCAGCAUUCAUAGAGGUAUUGGUUGGAUUAGUUACAUGGGAGCCAACAGAAUUCUUAGUAUUGGUACCAUUAACCAAUUUCAUGUCACUAAGUGAAACUACAAAUAAAACCAAUAGAAAUCGUAUGAAAUCAUUUAAUACUAGUAAUUUUUCAUCACAAACAGUACCAAGAAAAUGGGAAAGAGUUAGAAUUGUUUGUUCACAACCAUGGUUAGAUGAUAAUCUUGGUAUUUCAUUAGUUAAAAUUUAUGCACCACCUUCAAAAACAACACCAACACCAACACCAACACCAACAAUAACAACAACCAAAUUAUCAUCAUCGUCAUCAAAUAAUAAUAAUGUCACACCUCAAAUAAAAUCAGAGAAAUUGGGUGAUAUCUCCAAUGAAAUUGAUUUAACAGAUACAUCAGCUUCAAAUUUAAUGGAUACAAGUUUUGAAUCUGAACCAAACAUUCCAUUGAAAUCAGAUAAAACUCAAAUUUUAAACUUUAUUCCAGAGUUAAAGAGAUCAAAUUCUUCAACACCAAAGAAAUUAUCAAAAUCUGCAACUGUAAUGUUAUCAAAUCCAUUACCUGGUCAAGUUUUAGUUAUUAAUCAAAAAUCAAAAUCAAAAGGUGUAAAUAAAGAACCUGAAAAAGAAAUUGAAACUGAAGAAGAAGAUGAAGAAGAGAAAAUUGAAAUUAAGAAAAAAUUAGAUCAACAACAAAAAAAACAAUCAUCACAACAAUCAUCACAACAAUCAUCACAACAACAAAAACAAAAAUCAAAAUUAGUUGAACCAAAACAAAGUGAUGAAGAUGAUAGUAUGCAAGAUAUUAAAAUUGUUAAUAAUAAUAAUAAUAAUAAUAAUAAUAAUAACAAUAAAAAUGAAAAUCAAACUAAAUCAACUGAUAGAAAAUCAUUAGAAAAAUUAACAAAUACAAAUGAUGGUGAAACAGAUGAAGAAUGUGAUGAUUUACAAAUUAUUGCAACACCAAAACAACAACAAAAAUUAACACCAUUCGGUAAUUUAUUAAAAGGAGUAGUAUUAGUAAUUGGUGGUAUUCAAAAUCCACAAAGAGGUGAAAUUCGUGAAAAAGCAUUAGAGAUGGGAGCUGGAUAUAAACCAGAUUGGUGUAGAGAGGCAACUCAUCUAGUGACACCAUUUAGGGGUACAGAUAAAUUUAAAAUUGCACAAAAAUCAGGUGGUUCAAUAAUUAAACCAAAAUGGAUUGAAGAUUGUUAUAAAUUGAAAUCAAGAUUACCAAUUAAAAACUAUACAUUCCAAGAUGACCAUAGUGAUAGUGAUGGUCAACAAGAUGAUAUAGCAGAAAAGAUAGCAUCAGCUAAAAAAGCAAAGAAAACCAUUAGUACAGAUUCAACAAGUAAAAAAAGAAAAAAGAAAGGUGCACCAGGUUCAGAUGAUAGUGAUGAUGAUAGUCAUAUACCAAAUGUUUAUGAUUACAAUGAUGGUUUCAUUGAUAAUAGUUUCUCUUCAUCUGAAGCUUCCGAUGAUGAUAAAGAAAAAGAUCCUGAUCAUUUGGAUGAUCAUGUUCAUGAAAAUGUUGAUGAUCUCUUAAAUGAUGGUUUGGAUUAUUUAAAAAGAACUUAUGGUUAUAAACCUGAUAGAGAUUUAAUUCAACAUAAUCCAUAUCAUAAAAAACAAAAAAAUCAUCAUUCAUCUGAUAAUAAUAAUAAUAAUACUUAUAAAUCUUCACCUUCUUAUAAACCAAACAAAUAUUAUAAUGAAGAAUAUGAUUAUAAUAAUAAUAAUAAUAAUAAUAGUAAUAGUAGUAGUAGCGGUAGCAGUAAGAAUAAAACAAAUAAUAAUGAUAAUGAUGAUGAAUCCCAAUUAACAACAACAACAACAACAACAACAACGACAACAACAAAAAACAAAGAUAAAAAAGAAAAAGAAGAAAAGAUUUCAUAUAAACCAAAACAACAAAAACUUGACGAAUUUGAUGAUGAUUCAUUAUUUGAUAAUCAUGAUACAGUAUUAAUGACACCUGAACAAAUUAAAGAAGAAAUUGAUAGACUUGUAAAUAAUUAUAAUAAUGGCAAUGAUAAUGAAAAUAAUGAAAACAGCAAUAAUAAAAAUAAUAGUAAGAAUAAUAAUAAAUCAACAAUAAAUGGACCAACUUCUCCAAAUAAAUCAACAACUGACGAUUAUUUGGAAGGCAAUAGUAAAAAAUCAUCACUAUCACAACAAUCAUCACAAUCAACUACAAAUAAAAACCAAGUCAAAGAUUCUAUUAUUCCAGAAAAAUGUUCAACUCAAUUACCAAAGAAUAACCCACACGAUUUUAAGGGCAAAGAAUAUAUUUUAAAUCCACUUCCAUCAUUUUUUGAGGGAUUUGAAUUUUAUCUUAGCGUAAAAGAUGAAGCUUUAAGAAAGAAUAUUGUUCGUUUAAUUACAGCAUAUAAAGGUUCAAUUUCUUCAAUUCCAACAAAUUCAACCAAAUUUAUUAUCACUGAUAAAACUGUAUGGGAUCGUUUAUUUGAUAUUACAAAACAAAAAUAUCCAAAUGUUUUAUUUUUAAGUCCAUCCUUUAUAAUGCAAUCUCAUAAUUAUCAAAAACUUUCACCAAUUGAUAAACAUUUAAUUUUAAAAUCAAAAUAA
Messenger RNA from Dictyostelium discoideum AX4, 2844 nucleotides. It is a transcript of the gene xrcc1, whose product is annotated as BRCT domain-containing protein. The coding region runs from base 1 to 2844 and encodes 947 amino acids. Gene Ontology annotation, cellular component: nucleus. The record is from RefSeq and is a predicted model, not a curated record. Gene Ontology annotation, biological process: single strand break repair; base-excision repair; double-strand break repair via nonhomologous end joining. NCBI's taxonomy places the organism in Eukaryota, Evosea, Eumycetozoa, Dictyosteliales, Dictyosteliaceae. The transcript has 3 exons. Gene Ontology annotation, molecular function: damaged DNA binding.